AUGGCUACUGUCAUUACAUGCUUUGAUGACUUGCUCGACGACGAUGCAUUGUGCCACCCGUGGAAGAAUGACUCGAAGCCAUCAAAGACUAUUUGGGAGCCUUGCGAAAACAUGGAGAAAGCCUACUGGCAUAAAUAUUCAAAAUCCUCGAGCUAUAACACCCCAUGGUUGCUUGCUAAUGGAUGA
Molecule: messenger RNA, 186 nt
Organism: Prunus armeniaca (apricot)
Lineage: Eukaryota; Viridiplantae; Streptophyta; Magnoliopsida; Rosales; Rosaceae
Source: the annotation of a GenBank genome assembly